Cylindrotheca closterium is the source of this 1098-nucleotide messenger RNA. NCBI's taxonomy places the organism in Eukaryota, Bacillariophyta, Bacillariophyceae, Bacillariales, Bacillariaceae. The record is from the annotation of a GenBank genome assembly.
AUGCCAUCCAUUGGCCGAGAGUCUUGUACGUUAUCGAGCAUUCCAAACGACACGAGCAACUUAUGUUCAUCCCAGUCAAUACCUUCUGCAACACUCGGAGACCAACGGCAGCAGUAUGAUCAGCAAUUUGCAGAACCUUCGCCGCCGCCACUCUUGUCACCACAUCAGGCGCCAACUUCCAAUGGAGCAAUUGCACCUUCGAAUCCAAUGGCAAUCUCUGACCACCACCCACAAUAUAAUUCCGAGCAAGACUACUAUUCCUUGUUCCCUCCAUCUCCCCCACCGCCGAAAGAAGUUCCUCUGCGGUUCUUGAAUGCGUGCAAUGGAGACUACGCGGAAGCCCAACGGAGAUAUGAUGCUACCUUGGAAUGGAGACGCAAGGAAAAUAUGGAUACCAUUCUUCGAGAACCAUUUCCAAACUUUUUUACCAUUAAGAAACACUAUCCACAUUAUCAUCAUGGUACAGGCUUUCGAGGAGAGCCAGUCUACUACGAAUUUCCGGCCAAGGCUGAUAUGAAAGCACUCAAGCGAGCAGGACUAAGCGCAGAUCAAUUGUUUCGACACUACAAUAUGGUGACGGAAUUUCAAUGGCAAAUGCUCAAUCGAGAUGAUUCCAUGACAUCCAUCUUUAUUGUGGACUUUGAGGGGAUUACUUUGCGCGAUCUUGCAGGAGACGCUGUAGAUCUUGCCAAGAAGGCUUCCAAAAUUUCUGCCGCGCACUAUCCAGAACGGGCUGGUUUGGUAUUUAUCGUCAACGUUCCGAACUGGUUCAAGCUCAUAUGGAAGAUGAUUGUUCCUCUGGUUCCGGCGGAAACUCUGAGUAAGAUUUUCGUCUUGCGAGGAAGAGACGAAGUUCUUGCAUCACUAUCCAAAUACAUACCUAUGGAGAACAUUCCAGCCGAGUAUGGUGGAGCUAGUUCACUACCGCUUGGUCAGUCUUCCGAAGAGAAAUUGUUGGCCAAUUUGAUACAAUACAAUCUCCAUAUGGCGGCUACCCAUUCAGGCGGCUCGUGGAAUCAAAAAGGAGUGACUGAUCCGGUGCAGAUGGAGCAACUGUCACGUCAAUUCCGCAAUUGGGCACCUGCAAGAAGUUAUUGA